Molecule: messenger RNA, 1548 nt
Organism: Punica granatum (pomegranate)
Lineage: Eukaryota; Viridiplantae; Streptophyta; Magnoliopsida; Myrtales; Lythraceae
Source: RefSeq, a predicted model, not a curated record
UUGAAUUUUUCCAUUGCCUCCCUCCUCCAUCACAGCCUGUCAAACCCUCUAAACUAAUCAACACAAUAACACCACAUCCUUGAUUUGAUUUAAUUUAAUUUUAUACAAUUAAUUAACCAAAAAACAAUUUUUAAGAGAAACUUCCUUUGUUGUUGCUCCAAGCGAAAACCGUUUCAUACUAUAAUCAAUCUUUGAGAUCCCCUUUAGCUUAGGCCUGCCCAAAGAGAGAGACACACACCAUUUGCUGUUCUGUUCUCCGUUACAGAACACAGCAACCCUUCUCCCCUUCCCCAAAGUCCAACCCAACUCCAGUUGUUAAAUCCUCUCCCCCUUCGAUCGGUCCGCCGGAAGACUAUUUAUGGUCCCGUGAUGAGUUGGUGAUUGGUCGGUUCGGUUUCGUCUGUUUGCUGGGGCUGCGUUUCUCAUCAGCAAGAAGAAGAAGUUUUCUGCUUAUGGAGGAUGAUGAGAUUGGCAUGAGUAAAGAGGAAGAAGAUGUUCAAUGAGCUUCCAUACCGACAAUCCCAUCCACCCGUUCAACUUCUACUUCUGCAGAUAUGGGAACCAGAUUUGAAUAUGCAAUCAAUCUGCUGGCCAGUUCACCAAUAAGCAGCAGCAGCAGCAGCAAAACGAACACUACAUCUUUUCGCAUUGUGAAUGAUACGGAAAAGUUGAGAAGCAGCAAUCUGAGAGCAGAGAGAAGAACAGAGAAGAGAGGACUCUGCGGGUUCUGGGAACAAGAACGAGAAGACGGCAUGAUGGAUAGAAACGAAGAGAUUCGGAACAUAGAAUACAUCAAGAAGACAAUGCAGAUGCAAGAAGAUGUUUUCAAACAACAGCAAACGGGAAAGCUUGCAAGUUAUUUCGGUCAGAGAACUCCAUAGGCUAUAUAAUGUUCAGAAGAUGCUAAUGGAUGAGGUCAAGAAGCAAUUUGAACAAAGCAGAAUUUGGGCCCCGCUGCCGACUACAACUUCUUCAGUGACCAACAUGAACUCCAUCAGUUGGCCCAACCAAGCCUUCCCAAGCCCGAGAAACGACCCGCCGAGCCCGAGAAAUUUCGAUCUCGGAGGGCCUAUCAAGGGAGACAUCUCAACCGACACGAGCCGUGGGACGAACAAUGAAGUUGGCUGCUCCAUGGAGGAGCAUGAAGUUGAGCUCACUCUGAGUUUAGGAGGGAAAACGAGCAAGAGGAAGCCAAAGGCUGAGGCAGAAAAGAAGUUUGUUCCUUUGCUUUCGAUCGAGUCUGAUCGAGGCGGUCCUGCUCCUGACAACAGCGGCUCGACGGAGACAUCUGAUCGGGAAAGAAAACGGCCACAAUGGCUUUUUCAGGUUUGAGGUUUCAGAGGAAGAUCAGAUGUAGCCCCAUUCAAGAUUUUCUAGAGAAGAAUAUUAAACACGCGCUCGACGAUUAAAAGUUCCGAACUCCCGAUUCAGCUCCUACUGAUUCUACAGUUGAGGAUCAUCGUAAUUCAGAGUUUUCAUUGUAAAUAGAUUCUCUGCAAGGCCGGUUCAUUCUGAUGUUAUAUUUAUUGCUGCAUUGUCUCAUAUUCA